Osmerus eperlanus (European smelt) is the source of this 1858-nucleotide messenger RNA. RefSeq names its product 2,4-dienoyl CoA reductase 2, peroxisomal (gene decr2). The record is from RefSeq and is a predicted model, not a curated record. Gene Ontology annotation, cellular component: peroxisome. Lineage: Eukaryota; Metazoa; Chordata; Actinopteri; Osmeriformes; Osmeridae. Gene Ontology annotation, molecular function: 2,4-dienoyl-CoA reductase (NADPH) activity. Bases 172 to 1074 code for a protein of 300 amino acids. The transcript is spliced from 10 exons. Gene Ontology annotation, biological process: fatty acid catabolic process.
UGACUACAUUUCCCACAAUGCACCAAUUACAAAAUGGUCCAAAGUGUAAUGUAUUUUGAUGUUCAGGGGGCAUAUUUGCUUGGCAUUUUUCUGCUUUUGUGAAGUCUUCAGUCGUGUUUUGCCAGGCGUUUUGGAUAAAGGUAGCACAAAAGGUAGCACAGUCUUGUAGGUAUGGCACAACCGCAAAGAGUGGGGGACUUGCCCGAGGAUGUCGACACAGAUGACUGCAUGACUUCAUACACACACAUCUACAGUCCUGAUCUACUCAAAGACCAAGUGGCUUUCAUCACGGGUGGAGGGUCUGGAAUUGGACUCCGCAUAGCUGAAAUUUUAAUGAGACACGGAUGCGACACCGUUAUUGCCAGCAGAAACCAGGAUAAGCUAAGAGAGGCUGCUAAUAAGCUGACCGCAGCCACUGGUCGUCGUUGCCUCCCCCUGUGCAUUGACGUGCGUCAGCCUGAGACGAUCGGAGUUGCCGUGGACGACACGCUGAAGGAGCUGGGACGCAUUGACAUCCUCAUUAACAAUGCUGCUGGAAACUUCCUUUGUCCAGCAACGUCCUUGUCCUUCAAUGCCUUUAAAACGGUUUUGGAGAUAGACACCAUGGGCACUUUCAACACCAGCAAGGUGGUCUAUGAGAAGUGGUUGAAGGAUCAUGGAGGUUCUAUAGUGAACAUCUCUGCAACCCUUGGCUACAGAGGACAAGGACUCCAGGUGCAUGCUGGGUCUGCCAAGGCCGCCAACGAUGCCAUGACCAAGCAUCUGGCUGUGGAGUGGGGGCCCAGUGGGGUCCGGGUCAACACCCUGGCUCCUGGCCCGAUCUCUGGGACUGAGGGCUUCCGUAGGCUAGGUGGUCCCAGAGGGGAGACUUCCGGAGCCUUCCAGUCCAUCCCUCUGCAGCGGGCUGGGAACAAAACGGAGAUGGCCCACAGCGUGCUGUUCCUGGCCAGCCGUGCCUCCUCCUAUGUGACGGGCGCCAUCUUGGUGGCGGACGGUGGUAGCUGGUUGACCUCUGCCAAUGACGUGUCCAUGCUGCUGGGUUACUGGUCAUCAGAAAUGAAAAGGAACAAGUGAAUGGUGAAGAUGGAAAAAAACUCCAACUGCCUUUGUCCUUGAUGUGCCAUUUUGUUUAGUGUUACCCGAAGAUGCCUAAGCUGUUUUCUAUGACCCCCAAGCUCUUGAUGCUAAUGAUAAUGAAAGACAAACACUGACUUAGUCAAGAAAACAUAUAAAAAGAUGGACCAAAUCAUAUUGAAGUCUGAGGAUGAAUAACUCAACUUGACAAAUCAUUAACUUCAAUAAAUAAUUAAGAGUUGUUGGUAAUAUAUUGAAUAUCAAUGUAAAGCACCAACAUUUACAUCAAGCAUUGUCACUGUCCUGACACUUCCUGUUCAUAUUUGUGGAAUGACAAAAACUAAACUGUCUGAUGGGUCUCUGAAGGCAGAUGUGUGCAUGUACUUUUCUUAAUUAAGCUUUUGUAGGCCCUUUUUUUCCGCACAGUUUUCAUCACAAGCCAGAGUGCAGGGGUGUGUGAAGACAGGGCUAACAUACCCCAGUAGUCCGAAGUUAUUUUAAUUAGUCUGUAUUUACCUAGCUCCAGCGGAGAGCUCAGAACAACAUCUGUAGACUAUGUGACCUACUUGAAAGAUGUAGUAGGAUAGGAUAAAUACCGACAGUGAGCGCCUGAUCAGAUUUGAGAACGUUUAUUCCCCUUCAAAUAAUGCAUCUAUUGAAACGGCCGGAUGAGGGCGCUGAUGUAUCAUGCGGCACAAUUUUAUAAUGCAGUUGGCACAUAAUUACAAUUUAGUGUGAAUAAUGUGGUUGGAAUUUUUAAUAAACAGCUGUAACUAUAAUCGCU